UGUCACAACUCCUCUCACCUGCACAUGUACCUGCUAAAUCUAGUUGACUUAAGCAACCCAUUAAAUUUGAUUAUCAUUGUUGUAAUACAUUGAAUUACCAAACAAAACACCACUCUCACUCCUCUCACCUUAUAUAUAAAGACCAUUCUCUUCAUGUUCUCCCCUCCCAUGCAAUGCAAGGAAACCCCUCCAAAAUGUCUCGCCAACCCCAACCACCACCGCCAAACCCAGCCACCGCCGAUGACAGCCUCACUUUCUUCAACCAAUCAAUGGAGCUUGUCAAUCUUCCCCCGACUCGAACCCGAACCCGAGCCCAUAUCUCUCCCACCCUCGGCGAACUUCUCAAACGUGUGGAAGAUGCUCAACACCAACACCACCACCACAACACCACCACUACCAUUGCUGAAAGUGAUGAAAAACAUCACGUUCUUGACCUCUCCUCCUCCUCUUCCUCAUCACUUCCCUCUCACCCAUUUUACCUCUCCUUCACCAACUUAACUUACAGCGUCAAGCUCCGCCGCAAGAUGUCCCUCUCCCGCUGUUUCACCUCCUGCCGCAAUUCCUCACCGGCAAACGAGCUACCAGAAACCAAACCCAGCGGCACUAAAAUUCUCCUCAACGGAAUCUCCGGCGAAGCCAGAGACGGCGAGAUCAUGGCAGUUCUCGGCGCCAGCGGCUCCGGCAAGUCCACACUCAUCGACGCCCUCGCCGACAGAAUCUCCAGGGAAAGCCUCAAAGGCACGGUGACGCUAAACGGCGACGUCUUGGACUCCAGCCUCAUGAAAGUCAUAUCCGCUUACGUCAUGCAAGAUGACCUCCUCUUCCCCAUGCUCACCGUCGAGGAAACGCUCACGUUCGCCGCCGAGUUCCGCCUCCCUCGCUCCCUCUCAAAGUCCAAGAAGAAAGCCCGCGUCCAAGCUCUCAUCGACCAACUCGGCCUCCGCUCCGCCGCCGCAACCGUCAUCGGCGACGAAGGCCACCGCGGCGUCAGCGGCGGCGAACGCCGCCGCGUCUCAAUCGGAAUCGACAUCAUCCACGAUCCAAUCAUCCUCUUCCUCGACGAGCCAACCUCUGGUCUCGACUCCACCAGCGCCUUCAUGGUGGUGAAGGUUCUCCAGCGAAUCGCCCGGAGCGGCAGCAUCGUGAUCAUGUCCGUCCAUCAACCAAGCUACAGAAUCCUCGGCCUGCUAGACCGUCUCAUCUUCCUCUCCCACGGCCAAACCGUCUUCACCGGAGCUCCGGCGAGCCUCGCCACCUUCUUCUCCGAGUUCAACCACCCCAUACCGGAAAACGAAAACCGGACUGAAUUCGCACUGGACUUAAUCCGGCAGCUCGAAGAAACCCCCGGCGGAACCAAAAGCCUUGUAGAGUUCAACAAAUCAUGGCAGUUGAAACACCAACGCGCCGUUGAUAACCACCUUGACGGAGUUAAAGUGUCGUUAAAGGACGCAAUCAGCGCGAGCAUUUCUCGUGGGAAGUUAGUUUCAGGCGCCGCUAACGGUAACGGCGGUAAGAACUCAACGGCGUCAGUUCCGACGUUUGCUAACCCGUUCUGGAUCGAGAUGGCGGUUAUUGGAAAAAGAUCUCUAACAAACUCGAGGCGGAUGCCGGAAUUAUUCGGGAUCCGUUUGGGUGCAGUUCUCGUGACCGGUGGAAUCCUGGCCACCAUUUUCUGGCGGUUAGACAAUUCCCCUAAAGGAGUUCAAGAGCGUUUGGGUUUCUUCGCCUUCGCCAUGUCCACUACCUUCUACACCUGCGCCGAAGCUAUACCAGUUUUCCUCCAGGAGCGUUACAUCUUCAUGAGGGAAACCGCCUACAACGCCUACCGCCGCUCCUCCUAUGUCCUCUCCCACUCCGUCAUCGCCCUUCCAGCACUCAUCUUCCUCUCCUUCGCCUUCGCCGCAACAACUUUCUGGUCCGUCGGCCUAGCCGGCGGAACUUCCGGAUUCUUCUUUUACUUCCUGACAAUUGUAGCCUCCUUCUGGGCUGGGAGUUCGUUUGUGACAUUCCUCUCCGGGGUGGUGUCCCACGUGAUGCUCGGUUUCACGGUGGUUGUGGCGAUCAUGGCUUACUUCUUGCUCUUCAGCGGAUUCUUCAUCAGUAGAAACAGAAUCCCUACGUACUGGUUAUGGUUUCAUUAUCUGUCUCUGGUGAAGUAUCCUUAUGAAGGGGUGUUGCAGAAUGAGUUUGACAUUCAGCCGCCGCGGUGUUUCGUGAGGGGUGUUCAGAUGUUUGACAGUACGCCGCUGGGCGAUGUGCCGGCGGCGUUGAAGGUGCAGCUGUUGAAGAGUAUGAGUAAGACGCUGGGGGUGAACAUCACGAGCUCGACGUGCGUGACCACGGGAGCGGAUAUACUGAGGCAGCAGGGGAUCACGCAGCUUAGUAAGUGGAACUGCUUGUGGAUCACUAUUGCUUGGGGGUUCUUCUUUCGCUUCCUGUUUUACUUGGCACUCCUGUUAGGAAGCAAGAACAAGAGGAGGUAGAGAAUGGAUGGUCCUACUCAUUCUUCUGAAGAAUAACAAGCAAAUCCAGAAUGCAACAUGAAAAAAAGGAACACGCUUAGUUUAUGAUUGUGGUUAAUCAAGGUUGUUUUGGUUCAAGUUUGAUACGUUCUUGUGCUUUGAUUUCUUUGGGAAAAAAUAGUACUACUAUAAUUUUCUCUUUUUUUUUUGUUAUAAUUUAUCUCAAUUUAUUUAUGUACCUACACUUUUCUAUGGGUAA
Messenger RNA from Lotus japonicus, 2721 nucleotides. Its product is annotated as ABC transporter G family member 20-like. Gene Ontology annotation, molecular function: ATP hydrolysis activity; ATP binding; ABC-type transporter activity. Gene Ontology annotation, cellular component: membrane. NCBI's taxonomy places the organism in Eukaryota, Viridiplantae, Streptophyta, Magnoliopsida, Fabales, Fabaceae. The coding region runs from base 174 to 2483 and encodes 769 amino acids. The transcript has a single exon. The record is from RefSeq and is a predicted model, not a curated record.